Molecule: messenger RNA, 1425 nt
Organism: Penicillium cosmopolitanum
Lineage: Eukaryota; Fungi; Ascomycota; Eurotiomycetes; Eurotiales; Aspergillaceae
Exons: 1
Coding region: 1-1425 (474 amino acids)
Source: RefSeq, a predicted model, not a curated record
AUGUCCUCCCAGAGGCCCGCGGAUAUAUUCCGCACCCUCCCAGUGGAGCUCAUGAUCGAAAUUCUGCAGUAUAUCGAUGAUUUCUAUAGCGUCGUGAGCCUGACCAAAGCCUCACCACACGCCGAAUCUGUAUGCGCGACAUACGCCCUCCCAAUCCUAAAUCGCCUCACGAAGUGGCACUCUCUUUUCCACUGCCCAUACAGCUACCGCAGUCAAUGCGUCCCAAUGCCUAUUCGUGGAAUAUUCCGCUGCCUCGCUCUCAUGCUGAGUGAACCACCAUCCAAUAUCGAAUCUGUGAAGCGCCAUUUUCAAUACACGCAAGACUGCCCCUGGAGCGUGGUCCCAAUUCCACUCUGCCCGAAGAGAGCUGCCAAAGUAGCAUUUGAACUUAUUCGCAUCGCUGGUCGUAUUCAGCGUCUUGCAUGCAUGUGUCUUCUCACCAUGGUCGGCAGCCUGCACUGUGCAGUUUCCAGUUCCAAACUUCUCGGUCCGGAUCGUGCGACACAAUUUAUCCCCUUCAGCUGGGUCGAAGAAUACAGAGUCUAUCAAGCACUCUGGAAUCUGCAGCUUUAUUCCACAUACCUCCAUUAUACGCAGGAGAAAUGGGGCUGGUCAACUCAGGAGGCUCAGGCGUUGAGUAUUGAGAUCCCUUGGCAGUUCAAAUCAAAGGGUCAGUUGGAUGAAGAGAUUCCCUCCGUGACGACUGUUCUCAUCCAGUUGGGCCUUAUACCGAAACGAAUAGCCCACCUGCCCUUAUUCGACUUUGAUGAUAUGGAGGAAACAUUGGACCACGGUGGAUAUCCGUCAUCAUGUGCAUGGUCACCACCGCCUGUCUCCGAACUAGAAUAUUUUCUGGGUGGAUAUGACUUCUGGGGCCAAAGCGUCGAGCAAGCUCUAAUACGAGUAUCAAAAUCUGCAAUCCGAUGGGAAUUUAUGACCGACCGUUCUCCGAUGCCCAAUCGCCUGUUACACCCGGCGGUAACUUUCCGGAUGGAUGGACCCGAGCGACCUCUAUUCCAAGGAAUGGGCCUAUUCAUCUGGGACGAAUGGCGUAUGUGCGCAGUUGGUCUUAUUUGCCCUCGUCCCUCCCAAAGGGAAUCGGGCCUUCCGCGUGGACCGGAUGGAAAACCGAUUGAUCUAACGCCGUUUUUGGAAGACUUCUAUUCAUGGAACGAAAAGGUCAUUUACGAACGCUGGUGGUCUUUGCUAGGGCAGUAUCCGGAUUUGUUGGAUUUUGUCCCGCGAGACUCUUCAAAAGAUCAUUCAUUUCCUUGCAAGAAUUGGAUGUCUAAUCGAGAGCAGCGGCUCGCUGCUAGUCCCAGCGAAAGUCGAGGUUUGAUCCCUUUAUUUAUCACUCGAUUGGCAGAGUCAUCGGGCUAUGAAGAUGAGACCUACGACUCGGACGACAACUUUCAUGACAUCUAG